Fomitopsis serialis is the source of this 882-nucleotide messenger RNA. Its product is annotated as domain of Kin17 curved DNA-binding protein-domain-containing protein. Gene Ontology annotation, biological process: DNA replication; DNA damage response. Lineage: Eukaryota; Fungi; Basidiomycota; Agaricomycetes; Polyporales; Fomitopsidaceae. The transcript is spliced from 3 exons. Gene Ontology annotation, cellular component: nucleus. The record is from RefSeq and is a predicted model, not a curated record. The coding region runs from base 1 to 882 and encodes 293 amino acids. Gene Ontology annotation, molecular function: double-stranded DNA binding.
AUGCCUCGAGCAGAAGAUGAAGUCAAAGGUCUUCAGCGGCUGCGCUGGUACUGUCAAGUGUGCCAGAAGCAAUGCCGAGACGAGAACGGCUUCAAAUGUCACGCACAGUCGGAGUCGCAUCUGCGGCAGAUGCUCGUUGUGGGCGAGAACGCCGGGCGGCACAUCUCCGACUUCUCGUCUGAAUUCCAGCACGAGUUCGUGCAACUGCUCUCCCGCCGUUUCGGGACGAAGCGUGUCAAGGCGAACACCGUCUACCAGGAGUUCAUCCAUGACAAGCACCACCUGCACAUGAACGCGACACGAUGGGUCACGCUGACCGAGUUCUGCAAGCACCUUGGCCGCACAGGAGUUGCGAGGGUAGAUGAGACCGAGAAAGGCUGGUUCAUUGCAUGGAUCGACAACAGUCCGAAGGCUUUGGCCAAGCAGGAAGCGUCGCUCAAGAAGGAGCGGAUGACUAUGUCCGAUGAGCAACGUGAGCGAAUGCUUCUCAGCGAACAGAUAGAGCGGGCGGCAGCGACGACUUCAUCCGAGUCGCCACCCCCGCCUGUAGAGGAGGGAUUGAAGCGCGAUGAAAGCACGGAGAAAGUUGUCCUGUCUUUUGCGCCGAAGGCCCUAGCUACCUCGAGCGCAGGCCCCCCAGGCGGGUUGAAGCUCAACCCCCUGAAACUCAGUGCCAAUCCGCUCAAGCCUGCUGUCAACCCGCUGAAACGGCCAAAUGUCUUCAAAGCAGCGGCAGUGUCCUCGGCGACUGGCUCAGCAUCAGCGGACGAUGAGAAGAUUCACGGAAAGAAGAGGGAGGCCCCAAUGACCGCUGCGGAAAGGUUGAUCUUCGAGGACCAUCAGCGUAAGCGGCGACGCAUGGAGCGAGAAGAUGUGGCGUAG